Helicoverpa armigera (cotton bollworm) is the source of this 1631-nucleotide messenger RNA. It is a transcript of the gene Cyp366a1, whose product is annotated as cytochrome P450 4c21. Lineage: Eukaryota; Metazoa; Arthropoda; Insecta; Lepidoptera; Noctuidae. Bases 65 to 1579 code for a protein of 504 amino acids. The record is from RefSeq and is a predicted model, not a curated record. The transcript is spliced from 11 exons. Gene Ontology annotation, molecular function: heme binding; monooxygenase activity; iron ion binding.
AGUUGUUCGUGAAUCAAUGUUUUGUGCAUAGUCGUCUGUGCAACUGCUGCAGUUGUGUCUGACAAUGCCACUAUUGGUGUACAUAGCCUGCCUCCUUGUGGUGUGCGCAUGCGCGUACCUGUGGGUGCUGGAGCGGCGCGCGCGCAGCAAGUUCGCGGGCAUCCCGACGUACCCGCUGCUGCCGUUCAUUGGCAACGUACACCAGGUGCUGGGGGAUGGUAGACAGGUAUUCCAGCACAUGGACAGGAUAUCUCGAAUAUGUGAUGACAACAUGUCACCGUUCGUGGUGUGGCUCGGACCCUGCUCUAUACUGGUGACGCACGACCCUGACGAUGUGAAGAGCAUCACGAACGCGUUUGUUGAGAAGCCGUACUACUACAGCUUCGGCAGAAUCUGGCUCGGAGACGGACUGGUCACGGCUCCUGGUGUGGUAUGGAAGCACAACAUAAAGAAGUUAGCAGGAACGUUCACCAGCUCCGUAGUGGAUGGAUACCUCGAGAUUUUCAACGCCCAGGCUCAAAGACUGGUGGAGAACCUUAAAACAGAAGUGGGGAAGGGACCCUUUGAUGUGAUACAUAAGUACCUUGCUUAUACCACGUUGGAGACCAUUUGCCAAACCGCUCUGGGCGUAUCCAUGAUAUCAGAGAGCAUAGUGACGACGGAGUACUAUGAUGCAUUCAACCGGUGCCUGGAGCUGAUCAUCAUGCGAGCAAUGAACGUGCUGGUGCAUUCUGAUUGCAUCUACAGGCUCACUCCGUCGUACAGGGAGCUGGUCAAGUGCGUUGCAGUUCUGCAUAACGUGUCUGAUACAGUGAUGAAAAAGAGAAAACAAGAACAGAAAGACACAAAGAAAAGUAACAAGACAGAAAAUAAUAAUAGCGGUAAGGAUUCUUCAGCAAAGUUCAAAGCAUUCCUGGACAUCUUGCUGGAGCUGCACGAAACAGACGCGACCCUCACGGAGCAGCAGGUCAGGUCUGAGGUGGACACCAUCAUCGUGGGCGGCCAGGAGACGGUCGCCUCCACGCUGUUCUACACCAUGCUGAUGCUGGGCUCCAAGCCCAGGGUACAGGACAAGAUGUAUGCGGAGUUGAGGAGUAUAUUCGGCGACAGCAGCAGCCCGGUCAGCAAGGAGGACCUCUCCCGCAUGGUGUACUGCGAGGCCAUCAUCAACGAGACACUGCGACUGUAUCCGCCCGUGCCUGGCGUGCUGCGGUAUGCCGACAGGGACCUGCCUCUUAAAUCAUACACGAUCCCGAAAGGCACAGCUAUUGCUAUUAACGCGUGGGGUGCGGGCCGCUCGGAGCGCGUUUGGGGUCCUGACGCUAAGGAGUAUCGUCCUGAACGUUGGCUGGAAGACCAGGGUCCUGGGCAGCCUGGUGCCUUCCUUGCCUUCAGCUACGGCAGGCGAGCUUGUAUUGGUAAAAAAUACGCGAUGGCGUUACUAAAAACAGUGCUUGCUCACUGUGUUCGCGAGCUGGAGUUCGUGUCUGACCCCAGCAACUUGGAGCUGAAGGUGGACAUAGCUCUGAGAGCCGUCGCUGGAAAUCUCAUACAAGUGAAGCUAAGGGAAUGUAAAUAAGGGCUUAGGGUGCAUCCUGCGUGAGUGACUUGCGAACGCGACGAAGCAAUCU